GCUCCUUCUUUAUUUUCGACAUCACUUGUCGCAUAGGAGACAUCCGACGGUUUCCAACACAACUGCAAAUUCCAGACAUCUCUAUCGAACGGUCGGCCUACACGUAUUAAUCAAUUCCUCCCUCAGUCGCCAAAAUGUCCCGCUUCCCCCAUCUAGACACGGACGAGGAACGGCUCCCACACGGCAUGCAGCGCGUGGGCUACGAUGCCGACACACAAGUUCACACAUACCAAGACGCGGACGGGAGCUACUGGGAGGGCGCGCCGGGUCAGCAGUAUGGGCAGCUGACGCAGGUAUCCGGGGCGUCGUCUGGGCUGGCCGAGGAAGCCGAACACGAUCCCUUCAUCCCGCACUCCGGCUCAGGCGGCGGCAGUCGGCAGCAACAACAGUGGACGGAGAAGAAGCCAUGGAGGCAGGAGAUGAGACCACUUCUCAACUUCUUCGUCAUUAUCGGGCUUUUUCUGCUCGUGCUGACGUGGUGGCUGUACCGCACGUCCGGCGGAAACGAAGUCGCGCCGGAGUGCGGGCAGCAGGCUGUGCCGUACAAGAUUGAGCAGGGCAACACGUGCUGGGCGAUUGCGACGGGACAGAAGAUUAGCAUCGAGGAUCUGAUCAAGGCGAACGAAGGAUUGAACUGUGAUAAGUUGCAGGUCGGAAGCUUUAUCUGCGUGCCCACCGUUGGGGAUGCGGCAUGAAGAUAUCGAGACGUCCGGGGAGUGUGGGUGGUGAGAUGCCGAGUGCUUUUGCUGCUGGAUACCCUGGGGGACUUUUACCAGUUUGAUUUGCAGUUGUGCUUGUCGCUGCCUUUAUACCGCAGGAACUUGAACGGCCAAGCCAGACGUCUCCCCCCCUUACUGGUCUCCGGGGCUUGGUUUUUAGAUGAUUUUGAUGGCAAGCACGGCAUCUCCUACAACAGGAAUAGCACCGGCCCGAGUUCCCUAAUUGCACAAACAAGCCCGGUAUCCAUUCGUUACGACGAGGGCAAGGAAUCGAUUCGCCGUUGGCAGGCCUCAGCAUCGACAAUUUCGAUGAGAUAGUGACGGAGUGAAGUGUCGUUGAAUCCAGUACGACGUAGGUGGAAAGGGCAAUCAAUCAUCAAUUCUCAGGCACACUGCAUCACAUGCAAGAGGUUCGACGCAGCAGCGAAUUUGUAGUAGACUGGCAGAUUGUCUCAAGCUUCAACAACCAUAGUGAGCGGAACUCCUUCAGGCUGCAGAGAGAUGUGGGGGAGUGGCCCCAUUCGGCGUCGAGGGUUGGCUGAUGGUACGGCGGAAAUGGAUUCGCUAAGUGCUCGGAAGUACCGGCGCAUACCCGGGUCCACACUCGGGUACCUUGAGCCAGGUACACUCUCCAGACCCUUAUCGCCGUGACUUGGGAGGACGGACGCGACUCUGCUCUGCAAUCUUUCCGCAGGCGAAAUAAGAUCGACCUUAUCCGAGCGACUGCUAGCAUCCGCC
Molecule: messenger RNA, 1457 nt
Organism: Colletotrichum destructivum
Lineage: Eukaryota; Fungi; Ascomycota; Sordariomycetes; Glomerellales; Glomerellaceae
Product: Putative LysM domain-containing protein
Exons: 1
Coding region: 135-695 (186 amino acids)
Source: RefSeq, a predicted model, not a curated record